AUGUUGCUCGAAGAUGACGACGAUACGUACUUUGAUGCCUUGCAGAGAGGCGACUACGAUAUCCCGGAGGAGACUGAAGAGGAAAGGAGGAAGAAAGAGAGGGACGCUGCAAAGAAGCAAACGAUCCAAGGUCCCGACUCGGAUGAAUCUGUUGUAGAAGAUUGGCUGGUUGUGAAAGGUGGAAAGAUACUGCUCCUGAAACGCAUGUCGGAUGAACUGCUAAAGAGAAGUCAUAAAGUCUUGAUUUUCUCCCAGUUUAAGACGGUGCAGCAAUGGUUAACUCACUGCAAAGACUUGGAGCACUGUUGA
Messenger RNA from Rhizoctonia solani, 309 nucleotides. RefSeq names its product lymphoid-specific helicase. Bases 1 to 309 code for a protein of 102 amino acids. NCBI's taxonomy places the organism in Eukaryota, Fungi, Basidiomycota, Agaricomycetes, Cantharellales, Ceratobasidiaceae. The transcript is spliced from 4 exons. The record is from RefSeq and is a predicted model, not a curated record.